Messenger RNA from Theileria equi strain WA, 1674 nucleotides. RefSeq lists its product as hypothetical. The transcript has a single exon. The record is from RefSeq and is a predicted model, not a curated record. Lineage: Eukaryota; Apicomplexa; Aconoidasida; Piroplasmida; Theileriidae. The coding region runs from base 1 to 1674 and encodes 557 amino acids.
AUGGUCCCUAACAGUAGAUUGGAUACGCCAUUACUGGCAGAUUCUAUCGAUACUGAUGCAAAUUUUGUUCCAGAUGAUAUCGCAUAUCAAUCGCAAUUGUACACUUCCAAUUUUACAAAUAGUAAUUCUUCUAAUUCCGGAGGAACUUCCCAGUAUGACAGCGCUGAGCUACUUCAAAGCCCUAAAGAUGCUUCAAUCAUCUGCAAAAGCUAUUUCUAUGGCCAAGUAUCCACGGUUAUGAAAGCUGCUAUCUGGUGGAGCAUGAUGGGAGUAUUGGUUACAGAAUUUACUAGGUCGUACGAUGGAUUGUCAAUAACGAGAUGUUCCUUCAAUCUUGCACUAAUAUUUGGAUCUUUCGUUGCUAAUUUGAUAGCAGAGGCAGUAAAUAUUCGCAAAUUACUCUGUAUUACGACAUCAAUUAGAUUGUUAAUUUGGUCCAUUCUUGUACCCGCAUUUUGGGUUAUAUCCUCCAUUUAUUUGAAAUAUGAACGAACCUUUCUUAUAGCUUUUAUCGUAUUAAUGGCGAUUGACGGUUUACAGGUAGCAUUUUCUAAUACUGUAGAUUUAGAUUAUGAAGGAAUUGAUAGAGUAUCAAAUCAGUAUGAUAUAGUAGUACCGGAAAGUUUGCAUUUGCAUAUGAAUAAUGUUUAUCAAAUGUUUUUUGACUUUUCUUUUGCAUUUUUCGCAGUUCCGAUAUCGGUUUUGAUGUAUUAUAUCAAGAAAUGGACACAUAUCAGGGAUACAAUGAUUUUUGUAUCGGUUUUUGUUGUUGUAUUUUUCAUAUUAUCGGCCAUAUCGAUUUCUUGCUACGCCUUUGGAAUGCCCGUAGUUAGGUCGCCACAAUAUUUGGCUUAUUCACAAAGUUUGAAUUUAUCAUUAUUUACUGUAUUAAGAGAGAUGAGUGAUAAGAUACGCGAUAACAAGGAUGGGAUGAGAAUUAUAUUUUUUCAGCGCCCUCUCAUGAAAAAUGUCCUUUUCUUUUCCGUGGAAACAGCAUUUGAGAAUUCUAUGUUCUUACUCAUCAUACCAAGGAUAGCAAUGACAAGUAGUUGGUUUCCUACAGAUGAUUCUACCAUUGUAAAUCUUUUUUCUGUUUGUCUUAUUGCGAUGGGGAAAAUAGGUGGUUCUUUGUAUGGAAUAUACGUCACUUACAAGGUUCAAUAUGAUCCAGGUUAUGGUCAUCUCUACCGUUCUUCAAGGAGAUCGGUAAGAAGGUGUUUGGUUUUGGGUUCACUUUCUCUUUUCCUAUUACCUACAUCUUUGGUUGUGAAGAAAACACUACCAACAAAGGGUUGGAUAUCUUUAGGUAUAUUAUUUCUGGGGGUUUUCCUCUUUUUUGCCUUUUCAGCAGUUCCAAAGAUAACAUUUUCUUCACAACUUCAGUCUUCUAUAGCGAAUCAUCCCCUCUCACACAAAUUGUUUGAUUUUGUCAGUACAUUCAUCACAUUUGUUGAUGCCUCUGUACUAUUCUUACUCAAUUUCGCUUCGACAUAUCCAGGUGGCGAUUACACUGCAGAAAAAAUCUCGCUUUAUGGUGCAAUAUUCUAUGUAGUUUACGUGAUAUUUCAACUUUUUACAGGUAUGAUUCAUAUCUACUCCAUUAAACAUUUAUUAUUAGAAUUGAGGAGGCCCUCCGACUUAUCGCACAACAGACAUACACUAAUUACAAGUUAA